Paraglomus occultum is the source of this 1980-nucleotide messenger RNA. The record is from the annotation of a GenBank genome assembly. NCBI's taxonomy places the organism in Eukaryota, Fungi, Glomeromycota, Glomeromycetes, Paraglomerales, Paraglomeraceae.
AUGUCGAACAAGGGAAAACAUGUCACUCAUAUACUGCUGGCAGAAUUUGACAUUGACAAAGGUGCCUCGUUAACAUACCAAUAUCCUGAAGAGACUGGUACAGACGAGCAUCUACUGGCAGAACUCAUGCUUCCCGACGGAGCACACUUACGAGCAGAAGACUGGACCGUAUUCUUUUUGAAUCAGACGAUCCCAGAUCCAGAAAAAAUACAGACUGAUGAGAAGCAAAAAAAGAACAAGCCCCAAUUGCUCUACGUGUUGAAUUUGGUCAGGACGAAACACGAUACCAGCGUACGAAGGGGGGCAAUGGUUAAAGCAAUGGCUAUUUGUACAAAGCAUCAAUUUCUUCAUAUAUACAAGCCAGUUCUAUUAUUAGCACUUGAAAAAUAUUUUCAAGAUUCUUCUCGGGAAACGCUUGCAGCACUAUAUGAAUCAGUCAACUCUAUGGAUGUUUCCAAUAUGCCACAUCUAUCUGCUACAGAGAGGGCAAUUCUUCGCGCAUCAGAGAACAAAGACAUGUUUGAAGAGAAAUUUCUUCCGUUUGAGAAUAAUCAAGGCGAAAAUGGGGCUAAAGGAUCAGGCAAUGCAGACAAAUCAAGCACAGAAGCAGCCGACGAAGAGAGAUUGGCGAAACUUAAACGCGGAACAUAUAUAAAUUUAUCUUCAAGAGAAUUGAUGUCUAAUCUCAACAGUAAGAAUAAAGAUAGGCACUUUUUCGAGACAUCCGUCGUGUAUAAUGAAAUUAAGUUGCCGAUAAGAGUGCCAUUGACUGUCAUGCCGGAAGAAGUUGGUGAUUUCUCUCUCAUUAAGCUUAUUGCCACAUUCCAAAACUCUUCACUAGUCAGUAACCACCAAUACCAUUCACACCUUGACACGAGCGGUAGUCAAACACAUCCACUUAUACUGCUACUUAAUGCACUUCUAACGCAAAAACGGAUCAUUUUCCUCGGGCAAGGACGCCCAUCUGGAGAAGUAGCUAAUUACGUACUAGCAGCCUGUGCAAUGGGGAGUGGAGGUGGAGGUGUACUUCGAGGAUUCACCGAACGUGCAUUUCCGUAUACGAAUCUAACACAAGUGGAUGAAUUGUUGAAAGUACCGGGGUUUAUUGCUGGCGUAACAAAUCGUAUUUUUGAAGAUCAUAGUUCUUGGUGGGAUGUAUUAUAUAAUAUAGAGACGGGUAAAAUAACUGUAAGCAAGGAUAUCGCAAUGCCGACAGAUGAGGAUGAUGCAGAUGAUCGUAGCGAGGACAUAAAAAGUCCGUCUUCAGGAAAGGGAGAAUCGGGCAAAGACAAAUGGGAUAAUUCGGAUAAUGAGUUUAUUAAUGAGGUUAUUCAUAAUAUCAACCAUCACUAUGGAGAAAUGGCCAUUCGGGCAAAGUUUCAAGAAUACGUACAACGUUUUGUUCGGUUAGCGGCUGUAUAUGAAGCAGAGGUCAUAGGAUCGACUACGAUUGGAAUGGCACAGGCGAUUGACAGCAAAUAUGCUUCUCUUGGGACUGGCCUCGCGUUUCCUGAUGAAACUUGCAAACAGCGUGAAAUGGCUGCUAAUAUUAAUAGGAUUAAGGGAUGGAGGAAAAGCAUAUCAUACAAGUAUUACGAACAGGACUUUAAGGACUAUUUAAAGAACAGAUGUAUUAAGGCAUUCGAUGUCUAUCACCAAGUGGCGAAAUUGAAAACAUUAAAAAAUAUGCCCGAAGAAGACGUUGAGACUCUGUACAAAGCUUUUGUUGACAAUAUUGUAACGGAUGACCAGAUCAUCGAAAACCAAGGUGGACUCUUUCCAGUAGGUUUAGGUCUAUUUUAUCCACGUGAGAGCGUCCGUGCUUACACUGUUGAAUUGUUCAAGAGGAUAAGUGCACACACUACGGGUGUCAAGUUUGUCCAGAGUCUUAAUUACUUUCAGAAAUUCGCUUUCGAACGACAAUUAGCAUCCUUAUCAGACACAUCCGAUGCCAACUCGCGCGCCACUGAGCAACAAUAA